CCUCACUUCGCUUCCUCUCCUCUUCUCGACAGCAUCCACAACUAUAGCUGCAACCGUCCCCAUCACUCUUUUUUCCUCCCCCCUCCUCUCUCUCUCUCUCUCUCUCUCUCUGCCAGAUCUCUGUCCUCUGCGGCUCUCACCCCUUCGCCCUCCCCACACCCAGCCACCACCACCACCACCACCUCCACCUCUCCAGCUCAGUCCCUCACUCCUCUGACGCACGCCAGGGAAACGGACCCGAAGAAAGAGAGGAGGGAAGAAAAAAAAAAACACAUCAGCAGCUGACUGCAACCGGCCGAUAUGAUCCAGAGACUGCACCGGACAGAGACGCGGUCCUGAAGCCGAGAGGAGAACACUCUCACCCGGCCACAGUGCUGCUGAGCGCUCGCCCGGGAGGAGGCGGCGGCAGAGUCGCAGGAGAAGGAGAAGCAAAAGGAGGAGGAGGAGAGGGGAGGAAGAGGAAGCGGACGGGCAGAAGUCAAGGACUUGCAUUUUAAGCAAACUGCAAAGAGAGAGGGAAAAAAAACGAGGAGACGAGAGAGAAGAGGAGAGAGUCAGAGCUCAUCCGAGAGCGAGAGUGGGGGGAGAUCGCAUUCCUAUCACGUCUUCAUUUCUCCCCUCUCCUCUUUUUUUUUGCUUCGGAGAGGGAGGGAGAGAGAGAGGGAAGGAGGGAGGGAGAGAGAGAAAGAAAGAACGAGCAAGAGAAGAGAGAGAUCUAACAAGAUUCAAACUAGUGGUCUUUUCCCCCCGAUGCUUUCCAAUUGCAGAAGGAGACUGAGCCCGGCAUCGGACGGUGAGCGGGACGCACCGGGCAACCACAGGACACACCACAGGAGGAGAUGUGAAGUUGGAAUCCCACUAAACUAAUGCUGUGAAGUGGCUCCGUCCCUGGAGCCAAGACUUCAUCCCCUUGGUGUCAGCGAGGAUGCUGUGGGUUACCUUGCUGAGCACCAUAGCCUUAGGAUGGACCACCCCGAUCCCACUACUAGAGGACUCCGAAGAGAUCGACGAGCCCUGCUUCGAGCCCUGCUACUGCGAAGUCAAAGAAGGCAUCUUCCACGUCCACUGUGACAGUAAAGGAUUUACAAAUGUCAGCCAAAUCUCGCAGAUAUGGAGCCGGCCCUUCAAGCUCAACCUGCAGAGAAACUCCAUGAGGAAGCUUUACUUUAACAGCUUCCUCCAUCUCAACAAUGCCAUAUCCAUUAAUCUGGGUAAUAACGCUUUGCAAGAUAUCCAUGCUGGAGCGUUCAAUGGCUUAGGAAUACUCAAGCGGCUGUUCCUACAUGAAAACAAACUAGAGGUUUUCCGGAAUGACACUUUUCUGGGAUUGGAGAGUUUAGAAUAUCUCCAGGCGGACUACAACGUUAUCAAAAGGAUUGAAAGUGGUGCGUUCCGGCACCUUCACAAGUUGAGAGUGCUGAUAUUAAAUGACAAUCACAUCCCCGUGCUCCCAAACUAUCUUUUCCGGUCCGUAUCACUCACACAUCUGGACCUAAGAGGAAACAGACUAAAGACAUUGCCGUACAAGGGCACACUGGAGUAUGUUGGGAGGAGCUUAAUGGAAAUUCAGCUGGAGGAGAACCCCUGGAACUGUGUGUGUGAGAUUGUCCAGUUGAAGACGUGGCUGGAGAGAAUCCCUUACACAGCUCUGGUGGGUGAGAUUACGUGCGAGUUCCCAUUCCACUUACAUGGGAAAGACUUACGGGAAAUCAAGCGCAGUGAGCUCUGUCCUCUGCUCUCUGAUGCAGAGAUUGAGGCCAAGCUGGGAAUUCCCCGGGUCCCGUUUAGCAAUGAGAACACAUGGCCUACUAAACCGUCCUCCAUGCUCUCCUCUUUUCACAACACAGCAUCUUCUGUGGAAUAUAAGGAACGAGUUCUCAAGCCAACCAAACGACCUCGGCCCACAAAGAACCCUCCAACCCCUCACAGCAUAUACCCAGGCAUCAAUCAACCCCCUAUUGCUGGCUACCAAACAAGGCCUCCCAUCCCCAUAAUUUGUCCAGCUGGAUGUAUCUGCAACCUCCACAUCAACGACCUGGGGCUAACGGUGAACUGUAAGGAAAAAGGCUUUCACAACAUCUCUGAGCUCCUGCCACGGCCCCUAAAUGCCAAGAAAUUGUAUCUCAGUGGGAACCUAAUACAGAAAAUCUACCGUUCCGAUUUCUGGAAUUUCUCCAGUUUGGAUUUACUGCAUUUAGGGAAUAAUCGCAUAUCCUAUGUCCAAGAGGGGGCAUUUAUUAACCUGCCAAACUUAAAAAGUCUAUAUUUGAAUGGGAAUGACAUUGAGAAGCUCACUCCUGGGAUGUUUCGGGGGCUUCAGCUGCUCAGGUAUCUUUACUUUGAGUAUAAUGUCAUACGUGAGAUACAACCUAAUUCCUUCUCCCUAAUACCGAAUCUCCAGCUGGUUUUCCUGAAUGACAAUCUGCUACGCUCCCUCCCCAAUGACGCCUUUGCUGGCACCAACCUUGCACGCCUCAACCUCCGCAAAAACUACUUCCUUUCCCUGCCUGUGCGCGUUCUGGAGCAUCUGACAUCCAUUGUCCAGAUUGAUCUCCAUCAGAACCCAUGGGACUGCUCCUGCGAUAUCAUCCCCCUCAAACAGUGGGUGGAAAAGCUCUCCUCUGUAAUUGUAGUCGGGGAUGUCAUUUGCAAGACACCUGAGUUUGCUUUUGGCAAGGACCUGCGAUCACUGGAGGUCGAGGUCAUCUGUCCUGAGCUUAAAUAUUCUUCAGGGCCUUCGCCAGCCCUGCCUGGUGGGGAUGACCUCACCACAGGCAGCUCGGAAAUGGGGGAGGCAGGUGGAAGAGGAGCUGUUCCACUGUCUGUUCUCAUCCUCAGCCUACUCAUCCUCUUCAUAUCUGCCGUGUUUGUGGCUGCGGGGCUUUUUGCUUUUGUUCUCCGUCGCAGGAAGAAGCUGCCCUUCCGGAAACGUUCUGAAGUAGAUCUGACAGGGCUACAGAUGCAGUGCAGGAUUUUUGAGGAUCCACCGAGGCAGAGUAGUGCCUGUAACACAGGCACACCAGAGAAACCGACACCCAGUAUUCAUACACACACUCACAGUAGUCAUGCACAUGCCCAUGGUCACGUUUAUGAUUACAUCCCCCACCCGGUGACUCAGAUGUGUAACAACCCCAUCUACAAGCCUAGAGAGGGGGAGAUAACAGAGGAGGACAGAGCACACUUUUCAGAGAAAAAAGACAAUGGCAGCAGUUGCAACAGUAACUACAGAACCUUGUUAGAGAAAGAGAGAGAGUGGACCCUGGCCGUCUCCAACUCUCAACUCAACACCAUCGUCACAGUCAACCACUCCACGGCUGACAUGGCAGGAUUUCACGAGAAUGGAGGGCUCUGCCCUACAGUGAUUGACAGUCAGAGGCCCACGCCGACAGUGGGCUUUGUAGACUGUUUGUAUGGGACAGUACCAAAAUUAAAGGACAUGCACGUGGCGCAUGCGCACCCACCAGGCAUGCAGUACCCUGAUUUGCAGCAGGAUGCACGGCUGAAGGAGACAUUGCUUUUCACGGCGGGGAAAGGCUGCUACCCCGACCCGUCCCAAAGCGAUUACCUCGAGUUAAGGGCCAAACUUCAAACCAAGCCGGAUUACCUCGAAGUCUUGGAAAAAUCGUACCGAUUUUAACAUCCCAUGGAGAAAAAAAUUCAAUUUAUGAAUUCAAACAUUCACUUUGCCACCUAAAUCACCCAAAACCAAUACUGAAAAACAAACAUGAAAAAGCAGCAUGAUAUAAAAUUAAAUAUUAUACUACAGUUACAACAACAUUUCCCCCGAAAUCACUUUGGAGGAGAGGCCAUUCUCAGAUAUCUCAAUGAAGUGCCUUUUUUUCAGAGUAGCCAGCAAUGUCAACAGCCGUUAUUUUUAUAAUAUAUACAUAUAUAUAUAUCUAUAUAUAUAUAAAUAUCUCUUUAUGCCCAAGAGAGAACAAGAGAAGAACGAGAGGGGCCCGGGGAACAAAACAUACAAAACAUCCUAAAAUACAUCUGUUACUAAAACCCCUUUUUAUGGAGUUACCAUGAUGUGGAAGACACACGGGAGCUGGACGUCUCCCUGAUUUGGGGGUUUUCUUUCUGCCUCUUUUACCCCUGACUAGGAUGUACAAACACCCGGAGGCCAUGCACAUGAAGUUUGCAGGAAAUGAUUGAAAGAGAGAAAAAAAAAAAAAAUAAGAAUACCUAUGUUAAAAUGAACUGCAGUUUGCUGCAUGCACUCGCUUCACUUCAGGAAGCGAGGGGGGAUUUAUUCAGAACUAUCACAUCACAUUAUGAACUGAGAUACUGCAACACAUUUACUGUUCAGUGUUCUAUUUAAUUUUUAUAUCUUAUUAAUAUGUUAUUACUAUUAAUGAGGACUUCUGUCUAUAUCAGGGUGCUUCUCGUAACAAGGACGCGCCGACGCACGGAUGGUAAAACAUUUGUGAAUAUUAUUAUAAGACAAUGCUCAAGGUUUUAUGGAUAUUUCCAUGCACUUUGUUAAGACCCCCCUCUCAUUGCUUCUGGAUUCCCCAUUAUCACCCACUAACGGCUUUGUAGGAGGCACUUUUAAUGUUUUCUCUCUCACAAAGAUUUGAAGAAAAAUGUGCAUAUAUUUAUUCUGUAAUUUCAGUGAAGAAUUUAAUUGUAAAGGUAAUGUUAAAUCAAUGUAUAGUGAUUAUGCGUCUGGUAUAGCCUUCUUAAUAAAAACAAACUCUUCAAUGAAA
Messenger RNA from Hippoglossus stenolepis (Pacific halibut), 4712 nucleotides. RefSeq names its product SLIT and NTRK-like family, member 3a (gene slitrk3a). Gene Ontology annotation, molecular function: protein binding. The coding region runs from base 926 to 3637 and encodes 903 amino acids. The record is from RefSeq and is a predicted model, not a curated record. The transcript has 3 exons. Lineage: Eukaryota; Metazoa; Chordata; Actinopteri; Pleuronectiformes; Pleuronectidae. Gene Ontology annotation, biological process: positive regulation of synapse assembly; axonogenesis; regulation of presynapse assembly. Gene Ontology annotation, cellular component: postsynaptic density membrane; GABA-ergic synapse.